Aspergillus pseudotamarii is the source of this 949-nucleotide messenger RNA. RefSeq names its product GFA family protein. Lineage: Eukaryota; Fungi; Ascomycota; Eurotiomycetes; Eurotiales; Aspergillaceae. The transcript is spliced from 5 exons. Bases 415 to 807 code for a protein of 130 amino acids. Gene Ontology annotation, molecular function: carbon-sulfur lyase activity. The record is from RefSeq and is a predicted model, not a curated record.
CAAUUAAGGUCGAAAUAGAAAUACCUACCGAUCAACCAUUCUCCUUGCCCUGAGGCUAGACUUGCCCUCAGCUUGGAGUUACCAUUACGAAAAAUGGAUACACUGCACUUCGACGUCUCCAUACAAGCAUGCAAAUGAACUCAAGACUCCAAUUAGAACUCUUCUCACGCACUCUUUUAUCAAAACCUAUCUACGACCUAAUCCCAAGUAAACCCACAUCGAGUUAUGGUCCAAGCUGUAUAAACUUGUGGCCAGAGUCUCCACUCCGGAAUUUAUCAUCGACGGGAGCAUUUAUAAUACAGCAGUGCCGAACGUCGGCUCAACUGAAGACUUAGCUUUAACCUCAGCACCCACUCUUAAACGAAGAAUUACUUCCCCAGAAAACAGAUCUGAUAAAUCUAGAAUAAAUACAUCAUGCCCUACGAAGGCCAUUGCAUAUGCGGACGUAUCCGCGUCUUGCUGGAACAGCAGCCUCCCAGUUCUCUCGUUUGCCACUGCCAAAAUUGUAGUAGAUCGGGGGGUGGCUCCUCUAUAAACUACGUCCUCCACAAGGAAGAAGUCACAAUUCAAGACCCUCAAUCUAGUCUAAAAGUAUAUGAAGAUACGAACACAGUCAGUGGAAAUCGCAUUCAGCGCAAAUUCUGCUCAAACUGUGGCAGUCCGAUUAUGACCGAGAGUCCCAGCUUUCUGGGGAAGGCUAUUGUGAAGGCUUCUUUGUUUGAUGUGAUCUCUCAGCCUGAUAAGGAGCUUUUCACGGCUCAAAGACAGGCAUGGAAGGGGCCUGUUGAGGGGGCGAAGCAGGAAUAGUGAAUUAUGUUGUUAGUCUAGAGGGGUGAUGUUAAGUAUAGGUAGUGUUGGGGUUGAUGUUUUUGAGAUGGGAUGUGGGUUUCUAGAAUAUGAAUAUCAUGGAAUACUGAUGUAAAAGAGAUCUUUUCUCUAAGAGUUAUCA